GUAGCUAGCUCGACUAGAAACAGAAGAGAACUCAACGACUCCUGUCACACUGAGCUACAAAAGUGGUCGAAAAGAAGACUUUAAUUUACAGUUUAAAGGAAGAAAACUUAGUUAAAAGAAAGCGACAUGGCGCUCACCGACGCUGACGUCCAGAAACAGAUAAAGCACAUGAUGGCCUUCAUCGAGCAAGAGGCCAGUGAGAAAGUGGAGGAAAUUGAUGCUAAGGCGGAGGAAGAGUUUAACAUUGAGAAAGGCCGUCUGGUGCAGACACAGAGGGUGAAAAUCAUGGAGUACUAUGAGAAGAAGGAGAAGCAGAUUGAACAACAUAAGAAAAUCCAGAUGUCCAACCUGAUGAACCAAGCGAGGCUGAAGGUGCUGAAGGCCCGAGACGACAUGAUUACGGAUCUAUUAAAUGAGGCCCGUCUAAGACUUGCAGAGGUUGCUAAGGACCCUGCUCAGUACUCCAGACUGUUGGAAGGUCUGGUGCUUCAGGGAUUCUACCAGCUGCUGGAACCGAAAGUCACCAUUCGUUGCCGACAGCAGGAUGUGGAAAUAGUUCAGGCUGCAGUUGAUAAGAACAUUCCUAUUUACAAAGAGGCCGUGAAAAGUAACAUCAUCGUUAGAAUCGAUCAGGAACGUUUUCUUCCUUCUGGCAUCUGCGGGGGUGUUGAAGUUUAUAACGAUAAUGGGAAGAUUAAGGUUUCCAACACUUUGGAGAGCAGGCUAGAACUCAUGGCACAACAGAUGAUGCCUGAAAUUAGAGUGAACUUGUUUGGCGCCAACCCCAACCGUAAGUUCACGGAUUAACGGUGGAUCUGAGAAGAGCAGAGAAGACUCAGGUGGAAUAUCUAAGGUGACCACAGACCAUCUCCACAGUGAGAAACAGUCUGCAGAAGCACCUACCAGUCAGAGAAAGCCCUGAUAGGAUGCCAUGGACAAAUUAUUUUUUUUAUUCUCUGAUGGACUCAGUAAUAAUUCAACACUUUUAAUUAAGUUUAAAUGGUCUCUAUUUCACCUCUCCUGGGGUUUGCCUAAAGAACUGCUUUAUGUUUAAUUGGAAAUAUGCUUUCCUCCAAGCUGCAUCAUUAAAUCACCAAAGAUAUUCACGCGUA
This is a messenger RNA of Amphiprion ocellaris (clown anemonefish), 1112 nucleotides long. It is a transcript of the gene atp6v1e1a, whose product is annotated as ATPase H+ transporting V1 subunit E1a. Bases 127 to 807 code for a protein of 226 amino acids. NCBI's taxonomy places the organism in Eukaryota, Metazoa, Chordata, Actinopteri, Pomacentridae. Gene Ontology annotation, cellular component: proton-transporting two-sector ATPase complex, catalytic domain. The transcript has 9 exons. Gene Ontology annotation, biological process: proton transmembrane transport. Gene Ontology annotation, molecular function: proton-transporting ATPase activity, rotational mechanism. The record is from RefSeq and is a predicted model, not a curated record.